AUGUCAGUCAAAAUUGCUCUACUUUGCUUACUGGUGGUGUGCCUCGCCAUCGAUAUGACCUCCGCUUGCGCUUGUCCACGCGUUUAUUGGCCUGUCUGCGGCUCGGAUGGCGUGACCUACUCCAAUUUGCAGUGUAUGAAAUGUCAGAAACCGAACUUAAGAGUCACCAAACUAGGACCCUGCAAAGUCGUGAACCCUACUGUCUGA
Messenger RNA from Parnassius apollo (apollo), 207 nucleotides. The record is from the annotation of a GenBank genome assembly. NCBI's taxonomy places the organism in Eukaryota, Metazoa, Arthropoda, Insecta, Lepidoptera, Papilionidae.